This is a messenger RNA of Truncatella angustata, 393 nucleotides long. RefSeq lists its product as uncharacterized. Lineage: Eukaryota; Fungi; Ascomycota; Sordariomycetes; Amphisphaeriales; Sporocadaceae. Bases 1 to 393 code for a protein of 130 amino acids. The transcript has 3 exons. The record is from RefSeq and is a predicted model, not a curated record.
AUGUCGUCCCAGACCCUAAACCGAUACUGGAUACCGCACAUUGACAUCAACAAAAGAGUAAUAACUCAGGAGCUCCAAUACUACCUUGGACCAGAUGCAACAGUCAGACCAUAUACUCGAGAAGGCGAAGAUGGCUUCCUCAUAACGACACCUGGUGCCUGCUUGAGCGACGAACAAAUCAACGACAUUUGUCUGAAGUCAAAAGAGAUCUGGGAGAAGCAGGCAGCAGCCAAGGCAGCAUCCAGCCCUGACAAACCACUGAAGCGACCGCUGCAUCAGCCUGUGCUCAUAUCAUCUGGCGAUGGUGCCGGACGCAGAAGCAGCGAUCGCAAGAAGCCCGAACCUCGCAAGCCCUACGAUGGUAGACGCCGUAGCAACACAUCUCGAAGAUGA